AUAAAUUACUCUAAUUUUUAAGCUGACAGCUAAACGUGGCCCGCUGAGCUUACAAUUUGGUAUGUAAUGCUUUUGUAAGACAGUGAGCAUGCAUGUAGGUAUAUCACCCUCUUAAACCUUGCUCAGAUUUAAGUUUAAAAUUAAAUUUUAGUUGACCCGGUUUUAUUUCAAGAUGUGUUCUUAUUCUCCAAUAUGUAUGAACAUUUUUUAAUGUUUAUGGCUAAAAAUGUAUUGAUUGUUGGUUUACUAAUGCAGGUAGAUCAAUCCAAUUUGUUUCACGGACCAACAUUAACUGAAUUAAAUGCCUGUGGUGGUGAUAAUUUAUUAGAUGACUUAAAUUUUGAUGAUCUAUUAUUAUCACCUGAUUCAGAAAUGUCUGAAAUAUCUGACACAUUUAUUAGUUCAUACUUGAUGGAUCAUGUUGUAAAUACUAGCCCUGUUAACAGACCAAGUUCUUCAAAGUCUGGCUUUCAACAUUCACCAAACAGUUGUAGUUCACGUUCAUCACUUUCUCCAGGUCCAACAAAUUCAAUAACACUACAAGAACUCUCGAAGAAAGAAAAAAAAUCACAAAAGUGUUUAUCAUCUCCUAUAUUUGGAACUAGUGUUCCGGGAUCAGGAUUUAUGCUGGCUAGCAAAUCAAGAGAAAAUCUUUCAUCAUCAGCUCCUAAUCAUCUUGUACUUGACCAAAUGUGGCACCAUAGAGAAUCUCGACAGCAUUUAUUAUCCACUGGAUCAUUAGCUGAAGCAGGAUCUACUUCCUCACUUUCAACUGGAGGUGUUUCGACUCCAGAAGCUUAUGAUUUUUCAUUUGAUGAAGCAAUCAGUGAUUCUGAUAAUGAUACAAAACAAGAAGAAGCCUAUUCAUCUGAUAUCGAUUCAGAGGACAGUGAUUGUGGUAGAACAUCUGCUGAAUCAUCUUCACACAAGGAUAGAUUUUUUUGGCAGUACUAUACUCAUUCUAAGGUUCCUAAAGGUCAAAGAUUAGUAUUAAAAUGUAAGCUAAAGGAUUCACGUUGUUUAAAUGAAGUUAUUGAUCCAGUAUUUAGUCCAAAUUGUCCAAUAAAAGGAGUUAAACAUUGUGGUAAACCAAGAAAGGGAUAUGGUAAUAACUUAAAACCAAAUCCUAAACUAUUAAAUUUAAUCGGCAGUGAAUUGGAUAAAUUGAAUAAAAUAAUAACUGAAAUGACACCAAUCAGCAAGUUGCCAAUUGAUGUUAGACAAAAUGCACAAAAAGAAAAGAACAAAUUACUAUCCAGAGCAUGCCGGUUGAGGAUAAAAGCUCAACAUGAAGCGAACAAAAUAAAACUUUAUGGAUUAAGAACUGAACACAGGCAUUUAAGUAAUGCUAUAACUGAAAUGAAACAGUUAUUUCUAAAAGAAAGUCAAGGAUUGUCAAAUGCCAGUGAGAGAAUUAUUAAAAAUGCUACCAGAUUAAAAGUAGCUGGGAGAACUACACAAUUUGUGAACAAAGUUCUGGAGAAUACCAACAGGUGCACAGCGGGGUGGCUUGGAUGAGCUAUAGCUGCUGAAAGUUAGUUUUUUAAUUAUUAUAUAUUAAAUUUCUAGUAUGCAUAAUGUAUAUAUAUAUUAUUUUUUCUCUCUUUUAUUUUUAUUAAUUUUUAUCAAGCUACUGUCGUUAUUAAAUUAUUGUUACCUAAUUGGAGUAUUAUUCUGUAUCUGUAAAUAAAAUAUUAUUAUUAUUAAAAUGUAACUGUUAUGUGGUUUGUCGAAAUAAUUUUGGUUUGUUCUCAAUAUUUUUGAUUUAUGUUUUGCCUCUUUUGAGCAGGAUAA
Acyrthosiphon pisum (pea aphid) is the source of this 1794-nucleotide messenger RNA. Its product is annotated as protein CREBRF homolog. The record is from RefSeq and is a predicted model, not a curated record. Gene Ontology annotation, molecular function: DNA-binding transcription factor activity, RNA polymerase II-specific; RNA polymerase II transcription regulatory region sequence-specific DNA binding. Gene Ontology annotation, cellular component: nucleus. Gene Ontology annotation, biological process: response to unfolded protein; regulation of transcription by RNA polymerase II. Lineage: Eukaryota; Metazoa; Arthropoda; Insecta; Hemiptera; Aphididae.